This is a messenger RNA of Aethina tumida (small hive beetle), 4128 nucleotides long. RefSeq lists its product as uncharacterized. The transcript has 10 exons. The coding region runs from base 120 to 4118 and encodes 1332 amino acids. Gene Ontology annotation, molecular function: flavin adenine dinucleotide binding; oxidoreductase activity, acting on CH-OH group of donors. The record is from RefSeq and is a predicted model, not a curated record. NCBI's taxonomy places the organism in Eukaryota, Metazoa, Arthropoda, Insecta, Coleoptera, Nitidulidae.
UUCGACAUCUUCCUGGCACUAUUCUACAACAGUUUAUAAUUGUAAUUGAGGAACUAUUAUUAAUCAGUCGAUUUGUAGUUGUUGUGAUGUGCAGUUGGUUUUGGUUUUAAGGGGACGAUAUGUUUGCCCUUUCUACUGUAAUGAGUACUAUAACCGCGCCCCUUUUCGGGCUCGGUGCCGCCGCCGUCACCUCUAACCUAGGUGUAUUCAUCCCCGCAUUGGUAGCAGCUAUUGCCUACUUCCAGUACGAUCUUUUGGACCCUGAAAGUCGUCCCAUUGAUGUCGAAAUGGAACAGAUGUAUGAUCGGUACGAUUUCAUAGUGGUGGGCUCCGGUUCAGCCGGAGCCGUUGUGGCGAAUCGUUUGAGUGAAGUGGAGAAUUGGAACGUUUUACUUUUGGAGGCUGGUGGCGAUGAAACUGAAAUCUCUGAUGUACCGUUGAUGGCUGCUUAUUUGCAGUUAUCGCAGCUUGAUUGGAAAUACAAGAGUGAGCCUCAAGGACAAGCCUGUUUAGCAAUGAACAAUGGCAGAUGUAAUUGGCCCAGAGGCAAAGUAAUUGGUGGUUCCUCGGUACUGAACUACAUGUUGUACUUGAGAGGUAACAAAAAGGACUACGACAUCUGGGAAUCGCUUGGCAAUCCUGGCUGGGGUAGCAAAGACGCCUUGUACUAUUUCAAAAAGUCGGAAGACAAUCAGAACCCUUACUUAACUGAAACACCGUACCACAACAAAGGAGGUUAUUUGACGGUAUCUGAAGCACCGUACCACACACCAUUGGUGGCUGCUUUCGUAGCAGGCGGGCAACAAUUGGGCUACAAAAACCGGGACAUAAACGGCGAGUUCCAGACCGGAUUCAUGAUGGCACAAGGAACGGUACGACGUGGUUCCCGAUGCUCAACCGGCAAGGCGUUUUUGAGACCAGUACGACUAAGGAAGAACCUCCACGUAGCGAUGAAGGCGCACGUCACCCGAGUGUUGAUAGAUCCAACCACCAAAAUCGCCUUCGGUGUGGAAUUCGUGCGUGGCGGCAAGUUGCACAGAGUCAGAGCCACUAAGGAAGUUAUUUUGUCAGCGGGGGCGGUUAAUUCGCCGCAUCUCUUGAUGCUGAGUGGCAUCGGACCGAAACAGGACUUGGAAAAGCAUAAAAUCCCGGUGAUUCAGGAUUUGAAGGUGGGACACAAUUUGCAGGACCACAUCGGACUUGGAGGAUUGACUUAUUUGAUCAACAAACAAGAUUCAAUCACCUUGGACCGGGUUUACUCAGUCGGGCCUUUGAUGCAGUACGCUAUAUUUGGAGGCGGACCUCUGACCAUCAUGGGAGGAGUUGAAGGUCUUGCUUUCGUUAACACCAAAUAUGCGAACGCCUCAGACGACUUUCCAGAUAUAGAGUUCCAUUUCGUGUCAGGAUCGACGCACUCAGAUAACGGAGCUCAGUUGAGGAAAGCCCACGGAUUAACUGAAGCUUUCUACAAGCGAACAUUUGAACCCAUUAAGAACAGAGACGCUUGGAGCGUCAUUCCAAUGUUGCUGCGUCCUAGAAGCAAAGGUUUGAUACGUUUGCGCAGCCGCAACCCCUUCGACGCCCCAUUAAUCUAUCCCAAUUACUUCAAAGACGACUUCGACAUGAGAACGUUAAUCGAAGGUGCUAAAAUUGCUCACCAAUUGAGCAAAACACCAGCCUUCCAGUCGUACCAAAGUACUUUGCAUGAGUUCCCUGAUUGCAAAGCUUAUCCCAAGUUUAGUGACAGUUUUUGGGAGUGCAUGAUCAGAAUGUACUCAGUAACAAUUUACCAUCCAGUCGGUACAGCAAAAAUGGGACCCUAUUGGGACCAAGAUGCGGUGGUCGAUCCUCAACUUAGAGUAUACGGGAUUAAAGGUUUGAGAGUCAUAGAUGCAUCGAUCAUGCCCAACUUGGUCAGCGGUAACACCAACGCACCGUGCAUCAUGAUCGGAGAGAAGGGAGCAGAUUUAGUCAAGGAAUUUUGGCUGAAGACAUUAGCAUAUGUGAUCAUCUUAGUUAAGUGUAAAAAAAUGGCUGACAUCCACAGCCAAAUGAACCUUUAUUCCAUGACCAGGAUGGCCUUAACUCUUGGUCCUGGUUUAGGUUUUUUGAUGUACCUCCAUUCCUGCACUUUAAAUCAACGUCCGGACAUUUUGGACAGAGAACACAGAGUGCACGACACGCCCUUCUACUCGAUCCAAGACAACUAUGACUUUAUAAUAGUGGGUGGAGGAAGUGCUGGUUCGGUCCUUGCAAAUCGUCUUAGUGAAAACCCCUAUUGGAACAUUUUAUUAAUUGAGGCAGGCCCGGAUGAAAUCUCCCUGACAGAUAUGCCUUUAAUGUUCCCGACCAUACAACUAUCACCGUUCGACUGGCAGUACCAAACGGAACCAGGCGAAAAGUAUUGUAAAAGCAUGAAAGAAGGAAGGUGUAACUGGCCUAGGGCCAAAGUACUGGGAGGCUGCAGCACAAUGAACGCCAUGCUGUACAUCAGAGGCAACAGGCGCGACUACGACCGAUGGGAGUACUUGGGCAACCCGGGCUGGGGCUACGACGACGUGCUACCAUACUUUAAAAAAUCAGAAGACAUGCGUAUCGAAGAGUUCAGGGACGACGAGUACCAUGGCAAAGACGGCUUCUUAACAGUCGAGCACUUCAGGUACCACAGUGCGAUAAUGGAUUGGUUCUUAGACGCCGCCAAAGAAUUGGGUUACAAGGUGUUGGAUGUGAACGGGGAGUACCAGACGGGAUUCACGCCCGCUCACGGUACUUUAAGGGACGGUCUGCGUUGCAGUACCGCCAAGGCCUUUCUGAGACCUUGCUGCAACAGAGAGAACCUCCACAUCACACUUUUGAGUACCGUUGAAAAGGUAGUGAUCGAUCCGGAGAGCUACCGGGCGACAGGGGUGGUGGUCAGCAAGUUGGGGGCCAAGAAAACCGUUUAUGCGGACAGGGAGGUAAUUUUGAGUGCUGGAUCUUUGCAGUCACCCCAAUUGUUGAUGUUAAGUGGUGUUGGACCCAGGGAUCAUUUGGAAAGUUUGGGCAUACCUGUUUACGUUGAGUCUCCCGGAGUUGGAUAUAAUCUCCAAGAUCACGUUGCAAUGGGAGGACAAAGCUAUCUGUUUGACGCACCAGAAGAGUACGCCGACCAAAACUGCGCAUUUUUGUUGCCCAAAGUUUUCUCACCUGAAACUGUCAAUUCAUUUGCUCAAGACAAAUCUGGACCGGUGUAUUGGUUACCUGAAUGCGAAGUUAUGGGUUUUGUAGGUACCAAAUAUGCAAAUUUAUCGGACGAUUGGCCAGACAUUCAGUACUUCAUGGCUUCUUACUCAGAUGCUGGUGAUGGAGGACUAUUCGGCCGAAGAGCCACGAAUUUGAACGAUGAAACCUACAGUGCAGUCUAUGAACCUAACUUGUACAGAGAAGCUUUUACCAUAAUCACCCUCCUUCUGCGUCCUAACAGCAGAGGCAGGAUUAUGUUGAAAGAUUCCAAUCCUAGCUCAAAAGUACUGAUCUACCCGAACUACUACGAUGAUCCUAUGGACUUGAAGGUCAUAGUGGAGGGUGCGAAGAUCGCCAACAGGUUGGCUUAUACCAAAACAAUGGGGAAAUACAACGCCAGAAUUAAUCCGUACAAGUUUCCGGGUUGUGAGGAAUACGAGACGUUCAGCGACGAUUAUUGGGCCUGUCAGGCCCAACAUUACACCUUAACUAUUUAUCAUCCUACUGGUACAGCUAAAAUGGGACCUGACAGUGAUCCAAUGGCUGUGGUUGACCCCAGGUUGAGGGUCAGAGGAGUGAAAAACUUGAGAGUAGUGGACUGUUCCAUCAUGCCUUACAUUCCAUCUGGAAACACCAACGCUCCUACCAUAAUGGUGGCUGAAAAAGCUGCAGACAUGAUCAAGGAGGACUGGGGAGUACUUGACAAAUAUAGGGACUCAAAGGAAGAUCAGAAGUCGGAAGAAAGUUAUCAGGAAAAUGAUGUCGAAAAUGAAGUGACCUAUAAACCGAAUCCUGAAGUCAUCGAAGCUACACAACCCAAUAUAGAAGCUACGAAAAAACCAGAGGUGGUCAUGCAGAAAAAUCCAAAACGUCAAAAGGAUUUAGACUACUGGUAAAAAAAAACAA